Cydia fagiglandana is the source of this 2364-nucleotide messenger RNA. RefSeq lists its product as uncharacterized. NCBI's taxonomy places the organism in Eukaryota, Metazoa, Arthropoda, Insecta, Lepidoptera, Tortricidae. The record is from RefSeq and is a predicted model, not a curated record. The coding region runs from base 223 to 1188 and encodes 321 amino acids. The transcript has 7 exons.
CUCAAAUAUAUUCCUACACAAAGAAAAACGCUUAAAGAAGAAGCUGUGCCCACGAUUGAGCAUCAGUUUAUUCCCAUUCCCGAACAUGAACUCCAAGCCAAUACUAUUCACAUAGAGGAAUCUUUCGAACCAUACCCCAAUCAACCUAAGGACGAGCAGCAACAACAAAUCAAUGCCGAGCAACAGGAAUUAUCAGAAGAUCAAAAUGAUUCUAAUAAUUUAAUGGAUUAUGAAAUGAUACAACAGGACUUUGCGGAACCAUUGUUUAGUCAAUAUCAGGAUACUAAUGUAACAAUAAAUCCAAUAGAGAAUUUUAAAAGUAAGUUUCGGGCAUUUUCGUUGUUGCCGCCUUUUUGGCUACAUGCAGAAAAUCCUAAUGGGCUGGUAUUUAUGCGAAUGGAUCCAAAAACUCAGAAGAUUAAACAUCAUAUACGUUUAAACGAUGAUCUAACUGUCACUGUAAUUUUUCCCAAUAAUGAACAAUUGCCACUAAAGGAGAAAAUUAAUUCAUAUGACAACACCUACGAUUACUUAAAAUCGGUUGAAAGAUGGCCUUUGUGCGUUGGUACUCAGAUUGACGACAAUAAAUUUUGUAAAGGUGUGAUUAUUGGUGAUGAUACUUACGAAAGAAAUCAACAGUACCCAAGAUGUAAAUCUUGUCGAAUAUUACGAAAUCGUUUGCAGAACCGUAAUUCCACUUCAACUCUAUUACAAAAAAUGGCAGAAGCAAAACGGCGCGCUUCAAAUCUUGUACAUAAAUGCAAGCGUCUGAAGAGGACGACCCCUUACGGAACUGUGAAAAAAAGACAUUGGGAAGCGGUAUUAGAGGAAGAGAAUUAUCGUCAGCCUAACUUAAAAAUCGCUUACAAGUUAACACCAGCGCAUUUGAAACCGAAAGGUUUUCAAGUAAUGAAUGUUCCUCUUGCAACUGAAGUGUUUGGUCACGAAAUUUCGGUCGCCAUGGCUCACUAUCAACCCUAUUGCGAGGAAUUGAAGGAUUCAACUGCAACACAAAAAUUUAUUGAUCUUGUAUUCAAUUUGAUACAAGCUAUGUCUUCGCGUAUACCAAGAGAUGCUCUGUACGUGAAUGAAAAUUGCAGACGAAGAAAGGCAAUCCAGGAAUUUUUAGAAUUCCUUGCAGACUGGGAAAAGCUCGAAAAAAAAUACCUGUGUCAAGGAGCACGUUAACUGGAUUAAAAGUAACUUUACGGGCAACACUUGAAAUUUUGGAUAUGCUGAAUGUUGCAUGUGAUUACAAGUAUUUGAUGACAGCAACCCUAUCUCAAGAUCCGUUGGAGAGAUUUUUCUCCGUCAUGAGAUAUUCGUGUGGAGGAAACGAUCACCCUGAUCCCAAAAUGUUUGCACAAGUUUACCGAUUGGCGUCUUGUUUUUCCCUAAUACGCCCUCCGAAAGGUUGUAACGUUUCCGGCAAAGAUUUGCUGAAGAACUUACUAGGAGCAAAGGAUAUGGUAACUGGUUCAAACGAGGCUAAGCAAGCAUGGCUGGAAAGCCUCGACCAUAUACUAGAUAAUGGUGAACCAUUGAUUGAUGGUUAUGAAGACCAUGACUACAACGAGGCUGUCACCAGUGACGCGGUGCAGUCUUACAUUGCUGGGUACAUCGUCCGCAAAUUGCGAAAAAUCGUAAAAUGCAAUAAUUGUUUGAAACUCAUACAAAUGAGUCCCAAUGAGGGAAAAAUGUUAAUGAGAAACGACGUAAUCGAUAAAAUGGAUUUAUACGGCGGGUUAAUUUAUGCUAGUGACGAUCUAUUCAAUCUGACCAAAAUGAUAGAGAAAUGUGUGUUAAGAGCAAUAAGCAAAGCUUUAACCAAUAUGGAGACGAUCAGUGAAAUUACGCAAGAAUUACAAAAAGAAACAUUGAUAAAAGUUGGAUGUGCCGACCAUUCCAAACAAGUAUCAAUAAAAAUUAUCGAUAUGUACGUAGUUAUGCGAGCCCACUUUCUGGCAAAAUAUGAAAAUAAACGUUACGACGCAGCCAAAACCAAAACUAAAAUGAACAGGAAAAAUGCCAAGUUAUUGUCUUAAUUACUAGUAGUUCGCCCCGAACUAAGAACUCGUAUUCGCUGAAAACUACCGCGCAGCGCGCACACUCAGGUUUUGAUUUCCAACUCAAUCUCACUAGUGAUACCUACUAAUACUUUAUAUACGAGAUUACCGCCACGUGGGAUGUUGACUCGACGAUCAUUGUUGCGAUAGUCGUCUCGGUUUUUUUUCCGUCAUGAGAUAUUCGUGUGGAGGAAACGAUCACCCUGAUCCCAAAAUGUUUGCACAAGUUUACCGAUUGGCGUCUCGUUUUUCCCUAAUACGCCCGGUUGUAAUGUUUCCGGCAAGGAUUUGCUGAAGA